This is a messenger RNA of Leptidea sinapis, 2534 nucleotides long. RefSeq names its product leukotriene A-4 hydrolase-like. The record is from RefSeq and is a predicted model, not a curated record. Gene Ontology annotation, biological process: proteolysis; peptide catabolic process. The coding region runs from base 7 to 1908 and encodes 633 amino acids. Gene Ontology annotation, cellular component: cytosol. The transcript has 10 exons. Gene Ontology annotation, molecular function: epoxide hydrolase activity; zinc ion binding; metallopeptidase activity. Lineage: Eukaryota; Metazoa; Arthropoda; Insecta; Lepidoptera; Pieridae.
UACAAUAUGCUUGUUAUAACAGUGAAUAGUAUUUUUAUUUUGCUUACUCUAUUUCAUAUUGGAGAAAUCGAAGCGACAGCAUUAAGUCCACUUGAUCCUUCUUCAUUUUCAAGGCCUGAACAAGCUAUUAUCGAACAUGUAGAUUUGAUACUUCAUGUCGACUUUGAACAAAAACAAUUAAAUGGAGAUGUAAUGUUAACAGUUAGUACAUUGAUGAAUAUCAAUGAACUGAUUCUUGAUACCAGUAAUCUAACUAUAGAAAUGAUUGAGCUUGAAGAUGGGUCCGAAUUGAAAUAUAAAGUGGACGAACAUCUAACUUAUUAUGGAUCAAAAUUAACAAUUAUAUUCAAUAAAACGAUUAUAUCAGGCCAAAAGAUAAAAAUAAGAAUAAAAUAUAAGACCUCGCCUUCUGCCACGGCUUUGCAAUGGCUGGAACCGAAACAAACUUCGGGUCAGACAUAUCCCUUCCUGUUCAGUAAAUGUGUGCCAAUCCACGCCCGCUCAAUCAUGCCGUGCCAAGAUUCGCCUGCAGUGAAGUUCACGUACACCGCCGAAGUGUCAGCACCAGAAAACUUCUCUGUUCUGAUGAGUGCCAUCCGAGAUGGCAGAAACAACACAAAGACCACGUUCAGACAGCCUGUGCCGAUACCGUCAUACUUGCUCGCCAUCGCCGUGGGGGUCUUGGAAUCCAGGGAGCUGGGUCCUCGGUCUCACGUAUGGGCUGAGAAGGAGGAAAUAGAGAGGAGUGCGUGGGAGUUUGCGGAUACAGAGAAGUACUUGCAGGCGGCUGAAGCUCAGUGUGGUCCGUACCAGUGGACGCAGUACAACCUGUUGGUGCUGCCUCCGUCCUUCCCCUACGGCGGCAUGGAGAACCCCUGCCUCACUUUCGUCACACCCACUUUGUUGGCCGGAGAUCGAAGCCAGGCGAAUGUGAUAGUUCACGAAAUAGUUCACAGUUGGACAGGUAACCUUGUUACGAACAGAAACUUUGAACAUUUCUGGUUGAAGGAAGGUUUCACUGUUUUCCUCGAAAGAAAAGUCGGGGCUUCCUUAAUAUCUGACAAGGAUGAAGCGAGAAAAAGUAGAGACUUCAACAGCCUUCUUGGUCUACAACAACUUACUGAAACUAUAAACGACCUCGGAGCAGACAACCCUUUGACGCAGUUAGUUCUUAAUUUAAGCAGUGUUAACCCUGAUGAUGCAUUCUCUACGGUGCCUUAUGAGAAGGGCUCUCUAUUUUUGAGAGUAUUAGAAGACUUGCUCGGCGGGCCUGAUAUAUUUGACAAGUUUGUGCGUUCGUAUCUGAACAAAUACCAACGACAAUCAAUUGAUACGAAGCAGUUCAAAUCCUACCUGUUUCAAUACUUCAAUGACAGUUCUGAUCAGAUAAGAGUUCUGAACGAUGUCGAAUGGGAAACAUGGCUGCACAAACCUGGCAUGCCUCCAGUGAUUCCUAAAUACGAUACAUCAAUGACGAAAGCUGUGAAAAACGUACUGCUCAAAAUUAAUUUGAACGACACUGCAUCAUUGGACUACAACGACGUCAUAUCAUUCAGUCCGCACCAAAUGAUAAACCUUCUUCAGCAUUUGGUCGACCAAGACGCCUUGCCGUUGGACAAACUGAGAACCCUUGGUGAAGCAUACAGAGUGUCUACCAGCAAGAACACAGAGAUUGCGUACCGCUGGUUGAGGAUGUGUAUUAGGAGCAGGGAUGAAAACAAAGUGAAUGACUCGUUCGCGUUUGUGAACCAACAAGGUCGUAUGAAGUAUGUGAGACCGAUCUACAGAGACUUGUAUGCUUGGGAAGACGUGAGGGAACGCACAAUUGAGAACUUCCUCAGAAAUGAGCCCUACAUGAUGCACGUGUCUGCAUACACUAUAAGAAAAGACUUGCAUAUAGAUGUAUGAUUUUAUUAAUUAUAAAGCAAUCAAAAUUGAUAUAAUAAAGGGUUACAUUAUUAUUUCGUAAGUAUUCUGAUAUUUAUUGGUUUGACAUCACUUCAGCUAAUCUCAUCGUCAUUCUAAUAAGAUGUAAGCGAAACUGAUUGUAUACUUGAAACUGAUACACGGAUAAACCAGAAUGAUAAUAAAAAUAAUUUAGUCAGAUUGAAACACGGCUGCAGACGUGAUAUCAGAGCUAUCAAAUUAUUUGUCCACAAAUGAUCAAAUAUACUAUGGAUGUAACGAUAAAAAUAACCUGUAUAGGAGUAGUGUAGAUUUAGAAACUAAAUGUUGCAGCCUUUAGUGAUGUGCCCUUCUCAUUGAUUGUUAACGAGUGUCGAAUUGUGUCACAAUAUCGAUUUUCUUUCAUUUUCAAGAAUUCUAUUCUAUUCUUUAAGACAUUAUUUGUAUUUUAUUACGAAAUACAAGAGGCUGAAUUUUGUUAACAUAAUUAUAUUAACAAAAGCGGAUCUGUUUUGAAAAUAUAUGGGAAAUAAAUUUUCAUUAGAAUUUUUGUUUUGUGAAUUUUUCCGAUGUCUUAAAAUUUUUAUAAAUAUUAAUUAUUCUGGGUGGAGAGAUAAAUGCCUCCAUCU